AUGAUCGAAUAUGGUAUUACCCUCGAAGGCCGAGUUGAGUACGAUGACAUCAUUCUUGGCAGAAAUCUCACACUCGCUCAGGAACAGGAGAAAAUCGCUGCUUGGGCAAAAAAGUAUAAUCGCACGGAGCAGGUGAAGAAAUUCAGGGCGGAAAAGGAUGCAACCUUCAAACAGCUUGAGCAACGCAUCGGCCAAAGUGUUUGCGUCUUUAUCAGCCACCUUCCAGAAGUAUUUGAAAAUCCUAAAAAGUGCAGAUAA
Molecule: messenger RNA, 258 nt
Organism: Cooperia oncophora
Lineage: Eukaryota; Metazoa; Nematoda; Chromadorea; Rhabditida; Trichostrongylidae
Source: the annotation of a GenBank genome assembly